Molecule: messenger RNA, 1698 nt
Organism: Cucumis sativus (cucumber)
Lineage: Eukaryota; Viridiplantae; Streptophyta; Magnoliopsida; Cucurbitales; Cucurbitaceae
Product: COBRA-like protein 4
Exons: 6
Coding region: 136-1458 (440 amino acids)
Biological process (GO): plant-type cell wall cellulose biosynthetic process; cellulose microfibril organization
Cellular component (GO): plasma membrane
Source: RefSeq, a predicted model, not a curated record
CAAGUCACUUAGCAACAUAACACAAGGAAAUUACCCAAAACUGCAAUAUAUAAGGCUUGCUUUUGGAGGCUUUGGAUCAUUUAACUCCACCCAAUCUCUUUUCUAUGUAAAUCGAGUCUAUUCCAAGUUAGGAAAAUGAAUUCAGACAAACAUAAACUCCUAACUUUCUCAGCCACUUCCUUUUUAUUUCUGAUUUCUCUAGCAGCGGCAUUUGACUUCCUCGACCCGAAUGGAAAAAUCGAAAUCAAAUGGGAUGUCAUGUACUGGACUGCAGAUGGUUAUGUGGCAACAGUGACUAUAACAAACUCUCAGACAUACCGACAUAUCACGAGCCCCGGAUGGACCUUGGGAUGGGUAUGGGCAAAGGGAGAGGUCAUUUGGUCCAUGCAGGGAGCUGAAGCUACUGAUCAAGGAGAUUGUUCCAGUUCCACGUUUACAGGAACUAUACCACACAGUUGCAAAAGAGAUCCAUCGGUGGUUGACUUACUUCCUGGUGCUCCUUAUAACAGACAGGUAGCUAUGUGCUGCAAAGGUGGUGUUUUGACAUCUUGGGGACAAGAUCCUUCAUCUGCUGUCUCUGCCUUCCAAUUGACGGUUGGUCAUUCCGGUAGUUCGAAUAAGACAGUGAGACUUCCCAAGAAUUUCACCUUGAAUGGUCCAGGGCUGGGUUACACAUGUAGCCAGGCAAAGAUUGUGCCACCAUCAGCUUUCUACUCAUCUGAUGGUCGUCGAAAAACUAAUGCAUUGAUGACUUGGAAUGUGACAUGCUCUUACUCACAGUUUCUUGCUUCUCAAACGCCAACCUGUUGUGUCUCCAUGUCAUCUUUCUAUAACUCGAAAGUUACUCCUUGUAAAGCAUGUGCUUGUGGCUGCCAAGAAGAAACGGCAUGUAUCCUGACGGAAUCAGAUCUUCAAAGCAUAACGGAAUUGAAUGCACCUACAAAUGACAGUGCUCCAUUGGUGCAGUGCACGACACAUAACUGUCCAAUUCAAGUCCACUGGCAUGUUAAGGAAAACUACAAGGGAUAUUGGCGGGUUAAGAUAACCAUCAGUAAUCUCAACUAUCGACUUAACUAUUCACAAUGGACUCUUGUUGUUGAGCACCCCAAUUUCAACAACACGGUGGAAGUUUAUAGCUUUGUUUAUAAGCCACUCACCCCCUUCAUCUCUAAGAACGACACUGCUCUGUUUCAUGGCUUAAAAUCUUUCAAUGAUGUGCUACUUCAAGCAGGGCCAAAUGGAAACGUUCACUCAGAGAUUAUUUUUCAAAAGGAUUCAACAUUUACAUUGGAACAUGGAUGGGCUUUCCCUCAAAAAGUUUACUUUGAUGGAGAUGAAUGUGUGAUGCCAUCUCCUGAUUCUUACCCAUUUCUACCCAACUUAGCUAAUGCAAAUCCAAUUCUAUUGUCAACACUAGCUUGCAUUUUUCUUCCCAUAUUCUUUACAUUGUUAUCUUAGAGCUGAAGCUCAAUUCAUUUUCCAAGGAAAGUAUAAUCUGGCUAACAGAACUUGGAGUCAAUUAUUUGUCAAUACUAGGAAAUCAGAACUAAGUAUUUCUUGAAACUUCAUCGCUUGUGAAAAAUGACUGGUUUCAUAACUUCAAGCCAUUCCUUGAGUUACACACAGUUUCAAGCUUGACCAAACUGGAAACCUGACCUUCCUAGUGAAAUGAAAUAAAUGAAGGGUUUCUUAUUCCUA